Molecule: messenger RNA, 1366 nt
Organism: Daldinia vernicosa
Lineage: Eukaryota; Fungi; Ascomycota; Sordariomycetes; Xylariales; Hypoxylaceae
Exons: 4
Coding region: 340-1185 (281 amino acids)
Source: RefSeq, a predicted model, not a curated record
CGUAGCUUACCGACCUGUUUUAAAAGGACCCACGAUACGACUUGUCUUCUCGAAUAGUGUUGACGUAACUACCUAUUAUUUCAAGUCAAACAACCAAGCCUUAAAAAAGCCACGCGUCCGGAAUAUAAUUCGGUGAUAAGAAAUACCUGAAUUGGAUGUUGAGACAUUCUCGGCACAGCACCAAAACCCGUGUGCCAUUCUGCCAUUCCAUUGGUCCCAGUAGUCAGUCAGGCGCACUUAUUCCUGCGUUGCUAUCUUUGUAACUGGCUACGUAACACACCUCAUUCGCAGCCCCGUACCGACGUAUCCGGACUUCUUAGUAACCUUAGGCUAUCCACAAUGCCCCGACCCGGGAAACCCCAGUCUGCGACUGCGACCGCGACCGCGACCGCGACUGCGACUACUAAUUCUUCCUCCUCAAUUACUUCCGCCUCCGUCCGAGCGAGGAAAUCUGCCGUAGCUGCUGCUGCCGAGAAGAGACGGACAAAUAUACCCCGUAGCGGCGACGGUCCGGCAUCUUCGGAAGACGACGACGACGACGACGGCUACGCUGCCGGAGAUUCUGCCGCUAUGGCUUCCUGGACGGUUAGGAAUCGGUGGAUUGUAUUUGCUGUUGCUAGUGGUGCUUGCGCUGCUUUUAACGGUGUUUUUGCCAAAUUGACUACAAAUGAACUUUCUACUCAUAUAGCCCGGGGAAUCUCGGGACUCUUUGGGUUGACAGACCUGGAACGAGUUGUCGAGGUUAUUGUGCGAGCUAGUUUCUUCGGUCUUAAUUUAGCCUUCAAUGGAGUGAUGUGGACCCUUUUCACACAAGCCCUCGCAAAAGGAAACUCAACAACACAAGUUUCCAUCAUGAACACGUCUGCCAACUUCGUCAUCACGGCUUUGCUCGGGCUAGUUAUCUUCUCCGAGUCGUUGCCACCACUCUGGUGGGCCGGCGCCGCAUUACUUGUCGCCGGGAACGUCAUCAUCGGUAGAGGCAAGCAGGAAGAAGGCAGCGAGACGGCAGCUACCUUAGAUGAGGGUGGAUAUCAUGAUGAAGAAAACAUUAACGACGAUCACGACGCCGAAUCGGCAGCCGAGUUGGGCCGCGGGACCGGCGUAGCCCCGCAGGUCGAGGGCAUCCUACCUGUAGAGAAGGACGAUGAGGAUGAGGACGUUGCCCUCUUGGGAGAUUUAAAUUGAAUCGGCGUACGCUUAGGAUAAGCGACAGAUUUAUCGGGAGAUAUAGAGAGUAGGUAGGUAUACAUUUGCUCUUUAACGAGCUCGGAGAAGACUGAUGCCUAUGACUACCACCUAUAUAUAUCGAAUAUAUGUCCAGAUAAAUGGAUAGAAAUAGAUUUGAAGUCCACCUUAAAGCCUUUAA